Aegilops tauschii subsp. strangulata is the source of this 459-nucleotide messenger RNA. Lineage: Eukaryota; Viridiplantae; Streptophyta; Magnoliopsida; Poales; Poaceae. The record is from RefSeq and is a predicted model, not a curated record.
AUGAUAGUUGUGCCGCCGUCCAACAUUGCGUGGCACCUCGAGCAACUGAUGGUGAGUGGGCAAUGGUCGAACGUGACGUUCAUGGUUGAGGAGAGCAAGAUUCACGCACACUGGCUCAUCAUUGCCAUGCGGUCACCAGUUCUGUUCGAAACGGUAGCGGUGGAGACGUCCAAUUGGGUCAUACGGAUCGACGAUAUGAAGGCCGCUGUCCUCAGGGCAGUGCUCCACUUUGUCUAUACCGACGAGCUGCUUCCUGUGGAUGAUGCGGUAGCAGCCGAAGAAGGUCUUGCGGCGGCAUGCCGGUUUCGCCUGGAGAGGAUGAGGGCCAUGUGCGAGAACUUGCUCGCCCAUCUCAUUACGAAAGACAAUGUCUUAAGCAUGCUGGAGCUGGCAUGGCGUCACCAAUGCGAGGACCUCAAGCUUUACUGCAUCGAGUUCACCUCGCUUGCAAUGAAGUGA